Messenger RNA from Pelecanus crispus (Dalmatian pelican), 1449 nucleotides. NCBI's taxonomy places the organism in Eukaryota, Metazoa, Chordata, Aves, Pelecaniformes, Pelecanidae. The record is from RefSeq and is a predicted model, not a curated record.
AUCUUCCAGCACAUCAUCCGGCGGGAGAUCACGGAUGAGGACGCCCGGCACCUCUCGCGGAAGUUCAAGGACUGGGCGUACGGCCCCGUCUACUCCUCCCUCUACGACCUCUCCUCGCUGGACACCUGUGGAGAGGAGGUGUCCGUGCUGGAGAUCCUUGUCUACAACAGCAAAAUCGAGAACCGUCACGAGAUGUUGGCCGUGGAGCCCAUCAACGAGCUGCUGCGUGACAAGUGGCGCAAGUUCGGGGCCGUCUCCUUCUACAUCAGCGUGAUCUCCUACCUCUGCGCCAUGGUCAUCUUCACCCUCGUCGCCUACUACCGCCCCAUGGAAGGCCCUCCCCCCUACCCGUAUACCACCACUGUCGACUACCUGCGCCUGGCCGGGGAGAUCAUCACCCUUCUCACCGGCAUCCUCUUCUUCUUCACAAACAUCAAAGAUCUGUUCAUGAAGAAGUGCCCAGGCGUGAACUCCUUCUUCAUAGACGGCUCCUUCCAGCUGCUCUACUUCAUCUACUCGGUGCUGGUCAUCAUCACGGCGGGGCUGUACCUGGGCGGCAUCGAGGCCUACCUGGCCGUCAUGGUCUUCGCACUGGUGCUGGGUUGGAUGAACGCUCUGUACUUCACCCGGGGGCUCAAGCUGACGGGAACCUACAGCAUCAUGAUCCAGAAGAUCCUCUUCAAAGACCUUUUCCGCUUCCUCCUGGUCUACUUGCUCUUCAUGAUCGGCUACGCAUCAGCUCUGGUGUCCCUCCUCAACCCGUGUCCCAGCAGCGAGUCCUGCAGUGAGGAGCAGUCCAACUGCACGGUGCCCGCCUACCCCUCCUGCCGGGACAGCCAGACCUUCAGCACCUUCCUGCUCGACCUCUUCAAGCUCACCAUUGGCAUGGGUGACCUGGAGAUGCUUGAGAGUGCCAAGUACCCCGGCGUCUUCAUCAUCCUCCUCGUCACCUACAUCAUCCUCACCUUCGUGCUCCUCCUCAACAUGCUUAUUGCUCUCAUGGGUGAGACCGUGGGCCAAGUCUCCAAGGAGAGCAAGCACAUCUGGAAGCUGCAGUGGGCCACCACCAUCCUGGACAUCGAGCGCUCCUUCCCUGUGUUCCUGCGGAGAGCCUUCCGCUCGGGGGAGAUGGUCACCGUGGGGAAGGGCACUGAUGGGACGCCUGACCGCCGCUGGUGCUUCAGAGUGGACGAGGUGAACUGGUCCCACUGGAAUCAGAAUCUGGGCAUCAUCAGCGAGGACCCAGGCAAGAGCGACACGUACCAGUACUACGGCUUCUCCCACACCGUAGGCCGGCUGCGGAGAGAUCGCUGGUCAACGGUGGUGCCGCGCGUGGUGGAGCUCAACAAGAGCUGCCAGCCGGAGGAGGUGGUGGUGCCGCUGGGGACCAUGGGGACGACAGAGGCGCGGGAGCGGCGGCACGGCCAGGCCUCAGGCUCCCCGCUCUAG